UUAGGCUUGCAUCCUCAUGUGAAUAUAUAUAUAUAUAUAUAUAUAUAUCCUUGGCCUGUUCCCAAGGUCGACAAUCCGAAGUCGUGAAUUUGCUUGCUCUGCUCUUUGUGGGUUCAGUUGCACUCGUCGCAUACAGCGUCUUAUUGUAUUUCAGCGAUGGCGUCUGUUGUGGCUUCCGCUGUUGCUGCUCCAGUUUCCUUGGGCGCUGCCGCAUCCUCUGUGGCUGCCUCCAAUGAGUCUGCCACCGUCAAGGCUUUCUCUGGCCUGAAGCCGGCUACCCUGUUCUCCAGCAAGACUCAGAAGUUGGGAGCCGUCCAGAAUGGCAGCCGCGUGCAAUGCAUGCAGGUGUGGAACCCGAUCGGACAGCCCAAGUUCGAGACCUUCUCGUACUUGCCCCCACUGACCGAUGACCAGAUUGCUAAGCAGGUGGACUACAUGAUCCAGCAGAACCUGAUUCCCUGCAUCGAAUUCGACACUGUUGGAUCCGUGAGCCGCACCAACUUCUCCGGCGCGGGUUCCUCGGGCUACUACGAUGGGCGCUACUGGACCAUGUGGAAGCUGCCCAUGUUCGGGUGCACCGACUCUUCUCAGGUGCUGAGGGAGAUCCAGGAGUGCAAGUCGCAGUUCCCCAGCUGCUGGGUCCGCGUCUUGGGCUUCGACAGCAAGAAGCAGGUGCAGAUCUGCGGGUUCUUGGUCUCCAGGCCCAACUAGAUUAAUCUGCCGAGCACUUGGCCCCUGGAUCAGUUAGCAGCUCUAAGUCUGAUAAAUUGGGAGUGAGUCAUUUACAUGGCAAUAGAGCCUUCUCGAGCAUUUUGUAUUAUGGAAUCUUUCGAUUUUAUGAAAUCUUUACUUGAACAUAUAUGUAUUUAAUUACUAUUUCAAGCUUGGUUAUUGUUAUUUUCUGCAAUAAUCCUUUGCAGUCCUA
Messenger RNA from Physcomitrium patens, 925 nucleotides. Its product is annotated as ribulose bisphosphate carboxylase small subunit, chloroplastic. NCBI's taxonomy places the organism in Eukaryota, Viridiplantae, Streptophyta, Bryopsida, Funariales, Funariaceae. The record is from RefSeq and is a predicted model, not a curated record.